Carica papaya (papaya) is the source of this 1440-nucleotide messenger RNA. Its product is annotated as E3 ubiquitin-protein ligase RZFP34-like. Gene Ontology annotation, cellular component: nucleus. Gene Ontology annotation, molecular function: ubiquitin protein ligase activity; zinc ion binding. The record is from RefSeq and is a predicted model, not a curated record. Gene Ontology annotation, biological process: protein ubiquitination; ubiquitin-dependent protein catabolic process. NCBI's taxonomy places the organism in Eukaryota, Viridiplantae, Streptophyta, Magnoliopsida, Brassicales, Caricaceae.
CCAUUAUCAAAUUGUUGCUAAAUAAUAAACUAUGAUUGCAAUAGUUGGGGGAGACCGGCCGGCGAACGCAGCCGUGUCGCUAGUAAACGAUCGGGGGUAUUGAUGGAAAUCUGAUGUAAAUGUCUAUGAAUAGUGCAGACGUCCUCACGUGUUGUUUCUCUCUUCCUUCUUUAUUCUAUUUUUCUUCUUUCUGAUCAACUUUCUCUCCUUGCCAGGGAGAAAAAACCGCCCGUUGUCUUUUUCUUCUUAGCUUUGUUGGGUAAUAUUUAGAGACGAUUGUUCUCCUUUUGUUUUGGAAAAGGAGAAGAAACACUUAAUAGAAUGGAGACCAGUUUUAAGGCCAAAAUAUUCAACGGCGAUCACUCUCAAAUGGAAAUCGGAUCUGGGAAUUUUGGGUGCUCGCAUUAUCGUAGGAGGUGCAAAAUCAGAGCACCUUGCUGUGGUGAGAUAUUCAGUUGCAGGCAUUGCCACAAUGAAUCCAAGAAUUCUAUGGAUGUCAAUCCUCUUGAUCGUCAUGACAUUCCUCGCCAUGAUUUAAAAAGGGUAAUCUGUAGUUUAUGUGACACAGAACAAGAUGUUCAGCAGCACUGCAUUAACUGUGGAGUUUGUAUGGGGAAGUACUUUUGCUCUAAAUGCAAAUUCUUUGACGAUGAUGUUUCAAAGAACCAGUAUCAUUGCGAUGAAUGCGGUAUCUGCAGGACUGGAGGGGAGGAGAACUUUUUUCAUUGUAAUAAAUGUGGGUGUUGCUACUCAAAAAUGCUGAAGGAUACACACAAUUGUGUGGAAAGAGCAAUGCACCAUAAUUGCCCUGUUUGCUUUGAGUUUAUUUUUGAUACGACGAAGGACAUUACUGUCUUGCCAUGUGGACACACUAUACAUUUGGAAUGUUUAAAAGAGAUGGAACAGCAUUUCCAUUAUUCAUGCCCUGUUUGUUCAAAAUCAUUCUGUGAUAUGUCCCGGGUGUGGAAAAAACUAGAUGAAGAGGUUGCUUCAACACCAAUGCCUCAAAUGUAUGAAAAGAAGAUGGUUUGGAUUCUCUGUAAUGACUGUGGGGAAACAACAGAGGUGAAUUUUCAUAUCUUGGCACACAAGUGCCUGAAAUGCAAUUCAUACAACACAAGGCAGACACGGGGAGGGCCUACGACAUGUUCAUCCAGGGUUGUGGACUUGGUUAGGUGACUGACUUCUCAAUUGAAGGUUCUGCAGUAAUGUUUUAUGUAUUUUUCGUAUGUCUGUCAAAGGUAGCUGGAGGGAAGGCGCAGAAUAUCAAUUUCUCUGUUCCUUGCAUAUUGUUUCGGUUGGCUUGCUGGUUGUGUAAUCCACGGGGACUUCUCUAUCUAUAAGGACAGAGGAUAGUAGGAUCCAGCUGAUCAUCCAUCUAAUUAUCAGGUUAUAGGGUUUAAUCACUUGAAAAUAAAGUAGGAUUAUAUUACUGUGCAA